AUGAAGGAAAAGAUAGACGAAGAGGGUUCCAACGGAUCCAGUUCCAAGAAUAUUCUUGAUUUUGAGAACCUCUCCAAAGAUAAUUUGGCUCGUGGAUCAGAGGUGCAAGAACUUGAUUUUUUCAACCUGGGAAAAAACGUGGUGGGUUCUUCGUCAUCUAGCUGGGCUAUUAACGCUAACAACAAUGAAGGUAGAGAUGAAAAGAAUGAGGUAAAAACCUCGGAGUCCAAGAAUUUCUCUUGCAAUUUUUGCAUGAGACAAUUUUCUUCGGCACAAGCCUUAGGAGGGCAUCAAAAUGCCCACAAGCCUGAACGUGAACUUGCGAAGCGUAGACUAGAGCUUCACCAAGCUGGUGCUCUUUGUCAGCCUCAUUUUCCUUAUUACACUUAUCCAAGUCUUCCAACACCACCUUAUUAUAGCUCCUAUAACAAUGCACUUGGUAUUAGGAGAGAUUCCAUGAUUCACAAGUCAACUUAUCCUCACACCCCACCAGGUUUCAGGUUUGGUCAAGGGGCCACUUGGUCAGACAUGUUAAACAUUAUGCAACUUCUAGAUAAUUUGUUGCGAAAUGGGAUAAAGGUAUGA
Lotus japonicus is the source of this 585-nucleotide messenger RNA. Its product is annotated as zinc finger protein 3-like. The transcript has a single exon. Bases 1 to 585 code for a protein of 194 amino acids. The record is from RefSeq and is a predicted model, not a curated record. Lineage: Eukaryota; Viridiplantae; Streptophyta; Magnoliopsida; Fabales; Fabaceae. Gene Ontology annotation, biological process: negative regulation of abscisic acid-activated signaling pathway.